Carassius carassius (crucian carp) is the source of this 1669-nucleotide messenger RNA. RefSeq names its product long-chain specific acyl-CoA dehydrogenase, mitochondrial-like. The transcript is spliced from 11 exons. Gene Ontology annotation, molecular function: long-chain fatty acyl-CoA dehydrogenase activity; flavin adenine dinucleotide binding. Gene Ontology annotation, biological process: carnitine metabolic process, CoA-linked; long-chain fatty acid catabolic process; fatty acid beta-oxidation using acyl-CoA dehydrogenase. The coding region runs from base 1 to 1329 and encodes 442 amino acids. Gene Ontology annotation, cellular component: mitochondrion. Lineage: Eukaryota; Metazoa; Chordata; Actinopteri; Cypriniformes; Cyprinidae. The record is from RefSeq and is a predicted model, not a curated record.
AUGUUUGCACUGAAGGCUCUAAGGAGUUUUUCUCCUGCGACAAAAAAUGUUUAUUUGCGGAGUAAACAGGCGUUCAGCGGCACUGUGUCUAGGAUGCAGCAUGGGCAGGUCCAGCAUGUGGAAAUAGCAGCACCUUUUCGACCUGAAACACCCAUGGCCAAGACUCUGAUGGACAUCGGCACCAGACGGAUCUUCUCAGAGGAGCAUGACCUGUUCCGUCAAAAUGUGCGCCGGUUCUUUCAAGAGGAAGUUGUUCCAGAUCACGCUCAGUGGGAGAAGGCUGGAGAGGUUAGCAGAGAGGUUUGGGAAAAGGCUGGAGAACAUGGAUUACUAGGAAUAUAUACACCCGAGGAGCAUGGAGGAAUCGGAGGGGACCUUUUUUCUGCUGCUAUAGUGUGGGAGGAGCAAAUGUACUGUAACUGCAGUGGUCCUGGGUUUUCACUCCAUUCUGAGAUUGUAAUGCCUUAUAUCAGUCACUAUGGCUCUAAGGCUCAGAUCGAGCACUAUAUUCCACAGAUGACUGCUGGGAAAUGCAUCGGGGCCAUCGCUAUGACAGAACCUGGAGCCGGCAGUGACCUUCAAGGAGUGAAGACAUUUGCAAAAAAAGACGGCACUGACUGGAUUCUUAAUGGGAGCAAGGUGUUCAUCAGUAAUGGCUGGAUGAGUGAUAUGGUGAUUGUAGUUGCUGUGACUAACCGUGAAGCAAAGACAGCAGCUCAUGGAAUGAGUCUGUUCCUGGUUGACAGCGGCACUAAGGGCUUCCAAAAAGGCCGCAAACUGGAGAAGCUUGGACUCAAAGCUCAGGAUACAGCUGAACUGUUUUUUGAGGAUGUGCGUUUGCCCGCUGAAGCUUUGUUGGGUCAGGUCAAUAAAGGAUUUUAUUAUAUGAUGACUGAGCUGCCACAGGAGCGCCUUUAUAUAGCAGUCAUGGCUCUUGCCAGCUGCGAGUUUAUGUUUGAAGAGACAAGGAACUAUGUGAUGCAGCGGAAGGCAUUCGGCAGGACCAUCGCUGACCUGCAGGUGGUGCAGCACAAACUGGCUGAGUUGAAAACAGACAUAUGUGUAGGUCGAGCUUUUAUUGACAGCUGCCUUCAGCUCCACAAUGAGAAAGAUCUGGACUUAAGCACAGCGGCCAUGGCCAAAUACUGGGCCACAGACUUACAGAAUAGAGUUGCUACUCAGUGCCUGCAGCUUCAUGGUGGAUGGGGCUACAUGUGGGAGUAUCCGAUAGCCAAGGCUUUUGCAGACUCCAGAGUUCAACCCAUCUUCGGAGGAACCAAUGAGAUCAUGAAAGAACUAAUCUCACGCAACAUCGUUAGUAAAAUAUAAAUGCAGGAAAAAUGGAGAAAAAAAAAGAAAAGAAAAAAAUGUAAAGUUAACCAUCUGUAGCGGGAGUUUCACUGAUUGUUUAUUUCAGAUGAGUUAUUUAACAUACAAGUUUAUGUCAUGUUAAAGUCUGCUUAUAUCAAAUAAUGUCUGCAGAGAGAACAUUUCUUCUGUUUCUGUUCAUCUGUUUCUGACUCUAUGCUGGAUGUAUGGAUAUUUUAAGCAACAUUUGUUUUCCAGGUGAACAGUUUUGCACCACUAAUUUGCUUUUUUUUUUCAAGUUCAGAUACUUUUGUUGUGUUUUGACUGCUUUGUAUGUGAAUACCAGCUUUGUAUGUACAAA